This is a messenger RNA of Helianthus annuus (common sunflower), 2488 nucleotides long. Its product is annotated as katanin p80 WD40 repeat-containing subunit B1 homolog. The record is from RefSeq and is a predicted model, not a curated record. Lineage: Eukaryota; Viridiplantae; Streptophyta; Magnoliopsida; Asterales; Asteraceae. The transcript is spliced from 14 exons. Bases 256 to 2292 code for a protein of 678 amino acids. Gene Ontology annotation, molecular function: microtubule binding. Gene Ontology annotation, biological process: microtubule depolymerization; microtubule severing. Gene Ontology annotation, cellular component: katanin complex.
AUCAUGCCCCCCAACAACUUUCUCUCUCUACAAAAUUCUCUCUCUCUACACCCUACCACCUAUAGGCUCUGCUCCCAAGAAAAAAAGUGAAAUUCCUGUCUUCUUUCGGUGGAUUUUGCGCACAACUCUCUGAUUCCUUCCAAUUCUCUACAUACAUACAUACAUACAAAUCACUGUAUAUUUGUAUAUACAUACAUACAUACAUACUAAAUUUUCUCUUCAAUCGCAUUUACGUAACUCAUAAGUUCUGGUUUGAUGGCGAAACGCGGAUAUAAAUUGCAAGAGUUCGUGGCACAUUCUGCUAAUGUGAAUUGCAUUAGAAUUGGAAAGAAGACUGGUAGACUUUUUGUUACAGGAGGUGAUGAUGAAAUUCUCAAUGUUUGGUCUAUUGGGAAACCGACUCCUGUAACGAGCCUAAGCGGCCACACGAGCCCUAUAGAAUCCGUAGCUUUUGAUUCAACUGAACUUCUAGUGGCUGCUGGAGCUUCCUCUGGUGUGGUCCAGCUCUGGGAUCUUCAAGAGACAAAGGCGGUUCGAACACUUGAUGGACACCGGUCCUAUUGCACUGCAAUGGAAUUCCAUCCUUUCGGUGAGUUCUUCGCAUCCGGUUCCAUGGAUACUAAUCUGAAAAUAUGGGAUAUUAGAAAAAAAGGAUGCAUUCAUACAUAUAAGAGUCAUAAGCGCGCAAUUAGUACAAUCAAAUUCACCCCUGACGGUCGUUGGGUCGUGUCUGGGGGACUUGAUAAUAUAGUAAAGAUAUGGGACUUAACUGCCGGAAAGCUCUUGCAUGAGUUCAAAUUUCACCAAGGACACAUUAAAUCGAUGGAUUUUCAUCCUCUCGAGUUUCUUUUAGCAACAGGUUCAUCAGACAAAACUGUAAAAUUUUGGGAUUUGGAAACCUUUGAGUUGAUUGGAUCAACUAGGGAUGAGUCGACAGGUGUACCGUCGAUUAUGUUUCAUCCAGAUGGAAGAACACUCUUUUGUGGGUUAGACAGUAGUUUAAAGGUGUAUUCAUGGGAGCCUGUAAUUUGUCAUGAUGCUGUUGACUUAGGAUGGUCAAAUUUGGGUGACAUCUGUAUUAAUGAUGGGAAGCUUUUAGGAUGCUCGUAUUUUCAGAAUUCUGUAGGAAUUUGGGCCACAGAUGUUUCAGAAAUUGAACCUUAUAAGGUGCAACCAAAAUCCGAGACUCAAAGAAGGUCCUUUAUAUCUCUAGAUGAUGACACAAAGGAUAUCAAGAAUAUAUAUGUAGACACUGCAGCUGUGACUCCUAUGAGUUCUAAGAAAGAAGGAUAUUCAUCUGAGGACUUGUCAGUUGAUUCAAACGAAGAGUUCAAAUCGGUUAAAUAUGUUAACGGAGUUGCGGUUGUGAGUGGAAGGACCCGCAGUCUGGUUGAAAAAUUUGAGAAAAGAGACAAGAUAGAUACAAAUGACUGUCAUAAACCUGACUUAACUUCUCAGAUAUUAUCUAACAAGAAUAAUUUACCUACCACCACUAAACAACAGUCUAUCAAUAUACCAGUAACUCUUCCUGCUGUUAUGUCAUGUGUACAACCUAUGACCGAAACAAAAGCACCUGAAUUGGUACGAACACCCAAGAAUUCCCUAAAUACUGUACGCGAGAAAUCUAAAGCAUCUCCUAUUAAAAAAUCUGUUGCUUCGCGACGUGUAAUUUCUGAUAAAACUAGAUCGUCGAUGCUGGUUUCACGGCGAUCUAAAGCAACGAAGGAGGAUAAUCCACAAACCACAGGGAGAAAUCUGACUGCCAAAAAUGAAAACGAUGAUGAUCUGGCUGAAGUUUUGAUGCUAGAUCAUGAUUUAUCUUUAAGUACACUUCGAUCUCGUCUCACAAAGCUUCAGGUGUUACGGCAUUUUUGGGAUCGAAACGACACACUAGGUGGUAUUAACGCCUUGCAGAAACUGCCGGAUCACGCUGUACAAGCAGAUGUAAUUAGCGUUAUGCUGGACAACACCGAGUCUUUAACAUUAGACCUCUUCUCGUGUUUGCUGCCUUUGCUGUCAGGUUUACUCGAUAGCCAAAUCGAGAGGCAUAUAAAUGUGUCAUUGCAAAUGUUACUAAAGCUUGUAGCGGUCUUCGGGCCCGUGAUUAACUCAACAAUCUCGGCACCUCCAGCUGUAGGUGUUGAUCUUCAUGCCGAUAAAAGACUUGAAAGCUGCAAUCAAUGCCAUAUCCAGCUUCAAAAGAUUCAUAAGAAUCUCCCAGAUGUUAUGCGGCGGGGCGGGUUGACAGCGAAAACUGCAAAAGAACUUAACCAAAUACUUCAACAAUCAUAAAAAUCCUUUUCACUGUUUUGUCUUUGGAUUCUUUACCCCCAUUUUCAGCAAGAAAAAGUAACCAAUGGCAUACAGAUUCUUGACCUGUUGUGAAUAUGUAACAUCUUUGUUCAAAUGUGUAUCUUUAAUGUGAAGAAUAAAAAGAUGGAAAACAUCUACUGAAUAAAUUUCAGCAAUAUAGUAUUUAUUAAGAUUA